AUGAGCGCCGCAGAUAACAAUGAGAAGUCGAGCGUGCAAGGCAUCUAUAGCAAAGGCAUUUACCGCGGCCUACCGGACCUGUCUUCAGCAUCCAAAGGAUUGACUGCAACUGUCACUGGUGCAAAUGGAAUCUCAGGAGCGCAUAUGGUCCGAGUGCUCGCAGAGAACAGCGAAAGAUGGAGCAAGAUCUACGCCCUUUCGCGACGACCACCAUCGGGAAAGUGGCCAGACACCGUAGAGCAUGUGCCCGUGGACUUCUUAACGACUCCCCAGGAAAUUGCGGAUAUUCUCAAGUCGAGGGGUAUCAAGCCGGACUACGUCUUUUUCUUCUCUUACGUCCUGAUUGUCGAUGACGAUGGUGCGCUUCAAUGGGGCGAUCAAAGGCUGCUAAUUCGACCGACAGAUGAAUUGAUGAGUAACUUCCUCGAAGCCCUGCCGCUCGCCAACGCCCUACCGAAGCGAGUAUUCGCACAGUUCGGGCAGAAAUGGUACGGCGUCCAUCUGGGCGCCACAGACAUUCCAGACGAGGAAAGCGAUGAUCGUCUCACCCUCGAGCCGAAUCUGUACUAUACACAGCAUGACAUUCUCGAGUCCUUCUGCUCAAAACACGGCAUCGGAUGGAAUACCGCACUGCCUUCUUUCGUCAUCGGAGCGGCUAUCGACUCGUCCCAGUCCCUGCUAUUCCCCAUCCUGGCAUAUGCGUGCGUGCAGAAGUACCUGGGGCGGGAACUCGAAUAUCCCAGCGACCUUGAUGCUUGGUAUGCACCACAGUCUCUAUCGAAUGCGGUGCUGAAUUCCUACUUGUACGAAUGGUCGGUCCUGGCACCCAACACCGCAAACCAGGCGUUCAACGCCUCGGACGAUUGUCAAUUCACCUGGGGCAAAAUGUGGCCCAGGCUGGCGAGUUAUUUCGAUAUGGAUUACAUUGGUCCGGACGAUGGCAGCGCAGCAAAAUUUCAAGAGCAAGGGAUGAAGUGUGACCCACCACCUCAUGGUAGAGGGAGGAGGUCGAUGAUGAGGUUCAAGUUCUCGUUUGUGGAAUGGGCGAAAUCGUCGGAGAAUGUUCAAGCGUGGAAGGAGUUGAGUGAGAAGCAUGGAUUGAGAGAUGCAGAGUGGAAGGAUGUUGGUUCCAUCUUUGGAAGGGCCAAUUUCUGCUUACAUCGGCCAUACGCGAGCGUGAUGAGCGCCACGAAAGCGAAGAAGUUUGGCUUCUUCGGCUUCGUCGAUUCUUACGAGUCCAUCUUCUCGGUGAUCGAAGAGUUUGUGGCUUUGAAGAUUGUGCCAGAUCCCAACAGCAUCAAACCGAGAUAG
Molecule: messenger RNA, 1311 nt
Organism: Neohortaea acidophila
Lineage: Eukaryota; Fungi; Ascomycota; Dothideomycetes; Mycosphaerellales; Teratosphaeriaceae
Product: NAD dependent epimerase/dehydratase family protein-like protein
Exons: 4
Coding region: 1-1311 (436 amino acids)
Source: RefSeq, a predicted model, not a curated record